Molecule: messenger RNA, 1527 nt
Organism: Arvicola amphibius (Eurasian water vole)
Lineage: Eukaryota; Metazoa; Chordata; Mammalia; Rodentia; Cricetidae
Product: T-complex protein 11 X-linked protein 2-like
Exons: 9
Coding region: 1-1527 (508 amino acids)
Biological process (GO): regulation of sperm capacitation
Cellular component (GO): sperm flagellum; acrosomal vesicle
Source: RefSeq, a predicted model, not a curated record
AUGCCCAAGACCAAGAAAACCACAUCCAAGAAUGACUCCAGUGAGUCAGAAAAUGAGAUCCAAAAGCCUAAAGCACCAAGCAAGAACCAUAAAGAUAAUAACAAUUCAGAGGGCUCCUCUCCAGCGAGCCAGCCAGUAGACCUUUCUACUGAAGAUAGAAAGUCAGAUAACGAAGUUUCCAAAUUGAGUGUUGCACAUGAAAUCGCUGUAAACCAAGAUUUAGUGGUAAAAGAGAAUGAUUUUUCUGAAAGCAGUCUGGAAAGCAAUUUCGUGGAGACCAUGUACAAUGCAUUUUGGGACCACUUGAAAGAUCAGCUGUCAAAGACUCCUCCUGACUUUUCUUGCGCUCUUGAACUUAUAAGCAACAUCAAACAGAUUUUGGUGUCGCUGCUAUUUCCACGCCAGAACCGUUUAAGAAGUGAGAUUGAAGAAGCAUUGGACAUCGAUCUCCUAAAGCGAGAAACAGAGCACGGGUCUCUGAAUGUCCCUCAUCUCUCGAGCUAUAUUCUCAACUUGAUGGCCCUCCUUUGCGCACCGGUUCGGGAUGAAGCUGUACAGAACCUAGGGAGCAUAAAAGAUCCAGUAGAGUUGCUGAGGGGCAUCUUCCAUGUUCUUAGCCUGAUGAAAAAGGACAUGAUGAACUAUACGAUCAAGAACAUUCAGCCAUACUUGCAAGAACAGUCUGUCCAAUGUGAACGAGCUAAAUUCCAGGAACUCCUUGACAAGCAGCCCAAUCUCCUUGAUUGCACCAUCAAAUGGAUGACUAGAGCUGCCACAGAUAUCACCAAACCACUGCCAAGCACAUCUGUCUCACCGAGCUCCUCUUCUGGCAUAAGUUUAUUUUCAUUUCCAACCACUGACCCAGACCCGCCUAGUCUUACGACAGUGUUAUACCAAGGCUAUCUAAACCUCGUUCUUAGGGACCAUGGGAAUGAAGAGUUCCCUGAGACUAUGCUGAUGGAUAAGGCACGACUGCAGGCCAUGAGGUCCAAAUUACACCACUUGACAAUUCUUGCAUCUGUUUUACUUGUUGCAAGAAGUUUCUCUUGUGGUGUUUUAUUCAGUUCACCAGAAUUUGUGGAAAAACUGAAGAACAUCACCAAGGAACUAACAAAGGAAUUUAGCUCCAAGCCAGAAGAAUCAAUGCUCAGUGUCAGUGAUCAGAUAUCUCAAGAAAUCCAUCAGGGGCUCAAGGACACUGGCCUCACUGUCCUGAGCAGUGAAAACAGGGCAUCACUUGUAGGCCAACUUCGUAACAUUGCCAAGAAGGAGAACUGCAUUCGUACCAUCAUUGAACAACGGAUACAUUUGUUUCUUAAAUGCUGUUUGAUUCAUGGAAUGCGGGCAUCUCUUCUAGACUUCCAAGGAGGACUUCUUUUCAUUGAGCCAGAGUUGGCAGAACUAGGGUGGAAAUUUGUCAAUCUGAUGCAUUACAACCAGCAUGUAUUUGGUCCAUACUAUGCUGAGAUCCUAAAAAAUAUCAUCUCUCCACCAAAUGCAGAAAAAAAUGAAGAAAAACCUAUCUGA